UUUCGAUCGUACCGCGACCGAUUGCGGACGUAACUGCUGGCUGGCGCUGUUUUGCCGUUCGCUGCUCGCCGUUCGUUUCGCCCACUAGCGAGCACAAUCGUCUCCCCGCCUAAAUCUCGCCCAUCUUUCUUCAUUUCACUCCAUCGUGGUUGCCGGUGGUUCGUGGUGUGAAUUGGUGAAUCGCGUAAGAAGCUGUGCUGUAGCAAAGCAACAACAACAAAAAGAAACAAAUCUCCGUUAGGAAGUCCCGGUCCACGCGCAAGCAAAAACUCUCACUUUCCGUUCAAGCGCGCCCGUUUGUUUGGUGGUUUUCGUGUUUGUUUUGCGUUGUCCCUGCGCUCUAGUCGCGGAGGUGUGGUGCGGAAGGUGCGAGAUUUGCAAAACGUUGCCACCGUCCGCGGGCGAAGCGGCGGAAGGAAGGGAAACGGGACGGGCGGCUCCGGCGGUUGCGAACCAACCCAAACCAACCAAACCAGAAGCUGUACGCGCCACACGAAUUUUACGCCCUUCUGGUCGGCCCUCUGGUCUGGCGCAACCGAAGCCGCAGCCAGUGAGCAGCAACAGCAGCAGCAGAUCGGCGCGUCACGCGUCGCGCGGCUCGUUGACCACAAUCAAUUGAAAGCCAGCCAUCAUCCAGCACCGAACGCCAUGACACUGCGGAUCCUGCUGCUGGCGGGACUGCUGGCCGCAUCCUGCUGCUCGGGGGCCGACAUUCUCAUGAUCACGAUGGGUGGUACCAAAUCGCACAAGAUCCCGUUUUUGGAACUGGCCAAGGGUCUCAUCCCACGCGGUCAUAAUAUAACGUUUCUGAACGGGUUUCCGGCCGACUUUACGCUGCACGGUCUGCAGGAGGUCACACCGUCCGGGCUGGUUGAGUACAUCCGCAACUAUACGAACUGGGAUCUGCUCGGUGCACGGAUGCGUGGUGAUAUGCCGCUGUCCUUGUGGGAUGUGUUCCGAUUUUCCUGGCAGAUCUGUGACGCAACGCUAGAGGACAAGGAAACGAUGGACCUGCUGGGGCGUAAGUUUGACCUCAUGAUCUUGGACGGCGCAUUCCCAGAAUGUGCCCUCGGGCUGGUGUACCGGCUCGGCGUACCGUUCAUGUACAUCAACACGGUCGGCUUCUACACCGGCACGAUGGCUUUGGCGGGCAAUCCCGUACCGUACUCGACGACGCCCGCCUUCUAUCGCCCGGUGACGGACGACAUGAGCUUCUUCGAGCGCCUGUCCAACGCGUUCUACACGCUGGUGGGCGACGUAGUGUACACCCCCUCGAUGCUCUACCUGCAGCACAUGGUGCGGCGCCAUCUCGGCUCGGACGUGCCGAACAUCUGGAACCUGUCCCGCAACGUGAGCUUCAUCCUGCAGAAUGGGCAGGCGAGCGUAACGUACCCCCGGCCGCUCCUGCCGAACGUGGCGGAAAUCGCCUGCAUCCACUGCAAACCGGCCGCCCCGCUGCCCAAGGAUCUGGAGGACUUCAUUGCCGGGGCGGGCGAGUCGGGCUUUAUCUACGUAUCGAUGGGCUCGUCGGUGAAGGCGGCCAACAUGCCGGACCAUCUGCGCCAGCUGCUGGUACAGGCGUUUGCCCGCCUCCCCUACCGGGUGCUGUGGAAGUACGAGGCGAGCCCAGCGCUGCUAACGGAUCUGCCGGCGAACGUUAAGAUUGGCCGGUGGUUGCCGCAGCAGGACAUCCUCGGCCACCGGAAGCUGCGUGCGUUCGUAACGCACGGUGGGCUGCUCAGCAUGUUCGAAACGGUGUACCACGGUGUGCCGGUCGUGACCAUGCCCGUGUUCUGCGACCAUGAUGCGAACGCGGCAAAGGCCGUCGCCGACGGGUACGCCCUGAAGCUCGACCUGGAAACGAUCACGAGCGAACGGUUGGUGCGUGCCAUCCACAAGGUGAUCCACGACCCUACGUACCGCCGGGAUGCCAAACGACGGCAGGUUCUGCUGAAAGACCAAAGAUCGACACCGCUCGAGACGGCCAUCUACUGGACGGAGUACGUGAUUCGUCACAACGGCGCAUACCAUUUGCAGUCGCCGGCACGAAACUUAAACUUCCUCCAGUACUACUGUCUGGAUCAGGUGCUAUUCUUGAUCGGUGUCGUUUACCUGCUGCGAGCAUUGACCCGUCUGUAUCUGAACCCACGAAUCGUGCAGCUGGGCAAGGAGAAACUUCACUGAGAACAGGGUCCAGGAAAAUAAACAGCGAAAAGAGCAAAGGGAAGAUAGAAGGACCACGUAACUAACUUAUUACGCAAGCAGUGUUUGAACGUGUGCAAAAUGGGUAGAGCGCACCUUAGUUUUACAAAAGGGGUUUAACAAAGAAAUGACUAGACAGCGAGUGUACAGUAAGUUCGUUUUUAUUCGGGGAUGGUGCAUUUAGAACCAAGUGAACAACAACAAAGUAUUGCGUAACGUAGAGGGUAACACGAUAUCAGUAGAACUGUUUCUGAGGCGCCUCCGUUUCGGCGUAAACUUGUUAUUCGGGUUUCGUUAACGUCUUUUUUUUUGUGCAAUAAUUUAAACACGGGGGCAGUUAGACGAUCCAAUUCCGAUGCAGCUCUCGAAUUAAUAAAUGUGAUAUGUUUAUUUUUGUUUUGCUAGAGCCAGUUCAACCGUCCGAUUCGAUCGCCCGACGAACCCUGUUAGAAGUGCAACUGACAAACCAAUACAGAACCAGAACCGCAGUGUGAAUAGUUGUAAGUUGUGAUAAGUUGGUGUGCAGGAUGAAUGAAGUUUUACCAAGGAAAAGCUUAAAACCCAUCUGCAUGUUAGUAUUGUAAAGGCAGGAUGUUACAGAUGAUGUUGUAAACGUACAGCAAUAGAACGUGCGUAUUUAUUGGUAUGGGGAUUAUUGUAACUCGCAACGUAAUCGUAAGUUGAGGCUGUUUGCGCUAAGCUCUGCGUUGUUGGGUGGGGAAAAAAAGCAGACGACGCCAAGCAGCUUGUAAAGCCAAUGCACCGAGCGGGAACAGGCUGCUGGGGCUGCAACGUCAACGGUAGCAAACACCUUGUAAAUUGUAUUAUUGAUCACCUCCAUGUAAAUACAUUAACACGUAAAGCGGAGUGGUUCGCUUUAAUAAAUUAUUGUGACGAAAAACAAA
Molecule: messenger RNA, 3107 nt
Organism: Anopheles arabiensis
Lineage: Eukaryota; Metazoa; Arthropoda; Insecta; Diptera; Culicidae
Gene: Ugt50B3
Product: UDP-glucosyltransferase 2
Exons: 8
Coding region: 649-2184 (511 amino acids)
Molecular function (GO): UDP-glycosyltransferase activity
Source: RefSeq, a predicted model, not a curated record